GCCCUCGUCCGGUCCGCCUAGAAGGUCCCUCACCUUCAUCGUCCUCCGUACUCUCCAACCACCAAAGUACAAACAAAACACCAAAGAGCCAUGGCAUACUCCCUCCCCACGCCCUUCACCCCCAACCACAGCGAGUUCGCUGCCCUCGACCCCUCGCGCGUCCCUGAUGGCACCAUCUCCAUCACCGCUCUGGCUCGCUUCGAAUUCGAAGCUGGCAAGGGCAACGACGGGACCAAGAUCCUGAUGAUCGAGUGGGAAGACGACGAUCUCGGCCGGACUUCCCCAGACAACAACAACAACAACAACAACAACAACAACAACAACAACAACAACAGCAGCAAAGGCGGCUCAUGGCACGUCGCCUGGGAAGGCAAACAGGCGGUCCUCCCCGCCGACGAGAAGACCAAGGACAACACGCGCCGGUUCUACUUCCUCCUCCCGCCGCACGUCACCAUCCCUCCGACCGUGACGCUCUUCUACGAAGCCGCCCCGGCUGACCACGACCAAACUGCUGCUGCUGCUGCUGCUGCUGCUGCUGCUGCUGCUGCAGCGGCGACGGCAAAAGCCCCCGAGCCGCUGCACCUGAACCCCCUACCCGCGAUUUUCCCGCCGGAGCUGGGAGCGGACGGCCGGUCCGCGGGCAAGAAGGGGGUGCUGCACACCAUCUGGGCGAAGAAACGGCUGCAGGUGCUGGAUAAGGAGAUCCGCGACGAGUGCCUGGCGAACGUCGAGGGGAUCGCGCUGCACAUGGCGCUGCAGGAGAAGGAGUGGAUCGAGACCAACUUCGGGGUCUCGUUGAACACCGAGCGCAGUCCGCCAGCCAGCCAUCCGGAUCCGCAUUAUCCCAUGGGCCCGGCGACCCCGGUGUCGCCCAGUACCACCAGUGGAGGGAAGCUGGGGGAGAAGCUCCGGGGGUUGAAGCUGCAGACGAGUGAGAAGGAGCUAUCGCCGAAGGGAGAGGGCCAUGCCGCCACCGCCCGCCAUCUCCUCUCCCCGCAGUCCCCAGACGUCGCCGUCUCCUCCUUCACCUCCUUCCACACUCUCCAAAGCCACCACCACAACAACACCACCAACAAUCAACCAGCCCAACCACCCUCCGACCCGCCCAUCCGCCCCAUCAUCGUCCACUACCCCCCCGAAUCUCUCCAAACCCACCAAUCCCCCGAUCACGACCUGCAACCAAACCACCACCUCCUCCAGCACACCGGCUUCACCUCAAUAGGCACAAUGACACACACCUCCAGCACGGAAUCCGGCGAGGAGCUCUUCGCCAAGGCCCUGAGUCCCCGCACGCCCAACCUGCCCCGGAGUCCCUUCUCCUUCAGUCCGGGGACUUUACAUAUGUGAGAUUUUGUUCCUGCAUCUGCAUCCGCAACUUGGGUGGCUCUGUGGUUAUCUUUGUGGUCAGUUUAUCUCUCGUCUAUAAUAAGCUUAGCAUGCAUCUAUCUGCAUCACCUUCGUGUUUUUGUUUAUCCCUUCGCAACGUGAUGCUGUUGAUAUUAGCCGUGUCGUGUCCUGGAACCCCCUCCCUCGCUUCUUGUAUGGUGUGUUGGAUGUGUGGCUUGUUUUCCUUUUUGUUUCUAUGAUUCCCCCUACAUAUCAGACAUUAUAGCUAUUAUGUGUUUUAUAUGUGAUUCUUUUCUUGAUGAUCUAAGAUUCGAAGAUGAUCGGGAUGUCGGAUCCUGGUCUUCUUCGUUCUUCAAAUCUGUAUAUAGAUGUUCGUAUGAGUAUGGUUGAGUACUUGGUGCGUUGUAUUGUAGGG
Molecule: messenger RNA, 1762 nt
Organism: Aspergillus uvarum CBS 121591
Lineage: Eukaryota; Fungi; Ascomycota; Eurotiomycetes; Eurotiales; Aspergillaceae
Exons: 2
Coding region: 91-1347 (418 amino acids)
Source: RefSeq, a predicted model, not a curated record